This is a messenger RNA of Talpa occidentalis (Iberian mole), 4848 nucleotides long. Its product is annotated as arylamine N-acetyltransferase 1-like. Gene Ontology annotation, molecular function: acetyltransferase activity. The record is from RefSeq and is a predicted model, not a curated record. Lineage: Eukaryota; Metazoa; Chordata; Mammalia; Eulipotyphla; Talpidae. The transcript has 2 exons. Bases 377 to 1423 code for a protein of 348 amino acids.
AGAUUUUUAUCUUGUGAGGAUUUUCUAUAGCAUCCAGAAUUUUUUCCUUUUGGGUUGGACUGAUGAACUAUUUUCCAGAAAUGGAGGACUUUGCCACACUGGCCAUCCCUGGACAAUGCCUAGUGAAAGAUUGUUAUUUCCUUUGAAAGAUGAGCUCCAGAAAGUACUGUCAUCUGAGACUGCAUCCUGCAUCCUAGUAUCCACAUAUUUGACCUUCAUCAUCAUGGAAAUGUUGACAAAAAUUGAAAUGUGGAAACUGUUGGGGGAAGAGUAUGUCCUGAACGAAAUCCACUGAUGUUUUAUGGGCUCCAUAAAACAUCCCCCACCUCCAUGACAAGAAGAUCUCAGGCACCGAGGAUUGCAACUCCCAUCUGUCAUGAGUCAUGGUUCUAUCAUGACUCCUGACUUCUUGAAAGGGGGAUUGUUGGACACUAAGGGUGGAGUUAAACAGCCAGGCUUGUUAUAUAAGCACAGACAUGGGCCUGCGCUCUUCGUUGCCUGCCUUCAGAGUGCUCUCAGGGUCCCAGCGCCGACUGCUUUACUGGGAAUCAUGGACAUUGAAGCAUAUUUUGAAAGAAUUGGUUAUAAGAACUCCAGGAACAAAUUGGACUUGGAAACAUUGACUGACAUUUUUCAGCACCAGAUCCGAGCCAUUCCCUUUGAGAACCUAGGUAUCCAUUGUGGAGAAGCCAUGGAAUUGGGCUUGGAGGCCACUUUUGAUCAAGUUGUGAGGAAGAAUCGGGGUGGGUGGUGUCUCCAGGUGAAUCAUCUUCUCUAUUGGGUGCUGACCACAAUUGGUUUUGAGACCACAAUAUUAGGAGGGUUUGUUUACAACGUUUCAGGCAACAAAUACAGCACUGGCAUGCUUCAUCUCCUCCUGAAAGUGACCAUUGAUGGCAGGAAUUACAUCAUUGAUGCUGGAUUUGGAAGUUCUUACCAGAUGUGGCAGCCUCUGGAAUUAAUUUCUGGGAAGGACCAGCCUCAGGUGCCUUGUAUCUUUCGCUUGACAGAAGAGAACGGAAUCUGGUACCUGGACCAAAUCAGAAGAGAGCAGUACAUUCCAAACCAAGAAUUUCUUAAUUCUGAUCACUUGGAAAAGAGCAAACACCGAAAAAUCUAUUCCUUUACUCUUGAACCGAGAACAAUUGAAGAUUUUGAGCCUGCAAAUAUUUUCCUGCAAACACAUACAGCAUCUGAGUUUUUAAAGGAGUCAUUUUGUUCCUUGCAGACCCUUGAUGGGGUUUACUGCUUAUUGGGGUUUACUCUAGCCUAUAGGAAAUUCAAUUAUAGGGACAAUAUGGAUCUGGUAGAAUUUAAGACACUGAAUGAGGAAGAAAUAGAAGAAAAGCUGAAAAAUAUAUUUAAUAUUUCCUUGGAGAGAAAGUUUGUGCCCAAACAAAUUCAUCAAUAUUUUACUAUUUAAAAAAACAAAAGCGUCAGUAUUCUUUCAGAUACUGAAACUCUUAAAAUGGAAAACAUCAAACAGUUUCAAACCCAAGAAGAAUACAACAAUGAGCUCCUAUGUUUUCAUGACCUAAUUCAUAAUUAGGUGAAGAUUAUUCUAAAGAAAAUUAGAAAAGGGGGUGGGAAGAGCACAAGGAACUAUGGUGAUGAUGCACGAGUGAAUUGGUGGUGGGAAUUUCAUGGGAAAUCAUACAUUGUACAAAAAUGAAGGAUGAUGUAAUAAAUAUAUAUAUAUAUAUAUAAAUAUUUUAUCCUAGAAAAUUAAAUCUGCAUGUAAUAAAGAUGGACCCAUUUUUCUGUCAAAAAAAGAAAAUUAGAAAAGAUUAAAAAUGAAAUAAUUCCAACAUCAAAAAAUUUCACCUAUAAAUAUUUCAGUAUAUAUUAAUCAAUGAAAACUUUCUUUAGAAAGCAUAAUCAUAACCUUAUCAAAAUUAAAAAUAGUAAGGACAUUUUAAGGAUGUUUUGGUGUUUUAUAGGGCUCUUGCUCAUUUAUAUUAGAAAGCUUUCAACACUGGGUGAAUGUUGAAUUAAUAGAAAAUGUUUAGUGGUUUCUUAAUAAAACAUGGAGCAAAUCACUCCAUUAAACUCAACUAGCACUUAAUCUGUGUCUAAUUUUUACAAAAUACUGGAGGAAAAGUUUGUGACUGGAAUUCAACAAAUAAGAAUAAGAUACGAUACUUGCUUCUAAAUAACCUCAUGGAACACAGGAAGAAACUCUAAUCAAUACAAUGUAAUAUAUAAGACUUUCUUUUGCACACAUAAGACUUUUUUCUAAAUACCUCUGAUUUCAUAAGACUUAAAACUUAAAUCAUCUUCCUAAAAUAGUAUAAGAUGAUGAUUUUUAACCAAUGCAUUGUCAUUGGGACAUUCCAUUGUUAUAAACAGUCAUUGCAAAGGUUAAAUAACAUCUGUCUUUUCACUUUAUAAAGUACAUGGCUGUGUUCUGCUCCUCACUCUGUUUCUGGUGAAUCCUCUUAACCCUCCUGCACGUCUGGCCUAUACCCCAGCUCCUCUAUGCAUAAGUAUAUAAAUCUUUAAAAAAAUAAAAAAUAAAUAAAUAAAUAAAGUACAUGGCUGUAACUACAUUCCUCUGAGCUUCUUUUCUACUUUCAGUUUGAGGCCUCCCAGUUUGCAGACACUUUUUUUAUAUGCCCUGUAAAUUCUUGAAAUUUUUUUAUUUCAAGUUAUUUUAUUUUUGGCAGUGCCAACAGCAACAGCUAAUUUUUUUUCACAUAUUUUUUAUUUACAUUUUAGCCUAGAGCAUCUCUCUUGUCAGUACUGAAUGUGAGACCUAUUCAGCAGUGGCAAAGGUUCAACUCAGAAAGGGUUAAUGACCAGAAAGUUAAUGACCAAGAAAACCUUCUUGGGCCAGAGUGGAAUGUACGGUAACAGAAAAGUGGGAGAGGAUUGGCCAAGUUGAUAAACUGGCUAACUCCCUUUCCGUCCCUGCUUUGCUGCCUAUGUCCCUAACUCUUAGCUCUGACUAAACAGCUCACUGAAUACUUGCAUUUGAUACUGAACACCAGCCUCAGUUUCCCUCGGCCAAUAAAAGGAAACAGAGUUUGACAAAUUAAAGUGGUUUAUUUUGUUGACAAAUGAGGAGUGCAACAGACCCACGUCUGAAAGACAACUGUCCUGCUCUUUGGCAGAGUGCAGGGGUAUUUAUACAAAGGAAAAAAAGGGGGAAGAUGUGCAAGCGUCUGCAAAGGGGAAGGGCUCGGUACAGAGACGGGUGGGCACCAGCUUGCUUUUUUCAACAACUGCUAUUUAACUCCCCUUUCCUUGGAAUGCAAGAAGACAGACCAGUCAAACAAGGGGGAAACUGCAAGAAAUAUGGGGAAGACAAACUUGUUAAUGCUUAUGUGAGAGACGGGUCAUAAAGAAGGCAAACCUGUCAAAUAAGGGGGACACUGCAAGAGAUGGGGGAGGACAAACGUGUUAAUUAUUAUCUGAGAGACCAGUCAUCUGUAACUGCAUCACAUAUAACCCUUUGUCUAGGGCUACAAUUUCUGGAGAAAUCCUAGUAUUUGAGUGGCAGUUAGUGUUGUGGAAUGAAUGAGGCCACCCAGGGGGAAAUGUGUCACUGGAGAAGAGAAUGUGUCCUAAGAGUAGGGCACUACAGCCCUUAGAAGUGAAAGAAAGCAAACCCAGAACAGGAGUCAGAAGAAGCAGCUAAUGAAUUAGGCAGAAAGAGAGUCAGGGAACAUGGAAGACAAGCCAAAAAUAUGAUUCAAGAAGUAGAAGUAGGAAAGAACCAAUUUUUUAAAUAUAUAUAUUAAUUUUUUAUUUUUUUACAUCAUUGUUCUUUUUUAAACAAUACUUGCUUGCCCCACCCCCUCAGGUGUAGUCCCCAUAGAGUUUCCUUCACCAAUGCACCUGUGCACCAUCACCUCAGUCCCCUGUGCUCCUCCCUCUGUCCCUCUGAUCCCUCUCCCUCCUCCUCCCCUGCAGGAUGUCUCUGAUUUAUAAUUGUCCGUCUUUGCUUUGUUUUGUCUUGUACUGUUAUUUUUUUUUUACACUGAUGUCCUAUUUGGUUCCCCUAUAUUCCUGCUGUAAGUGAAACCAUCCGAUAUUUUUCUUUUUCCUUCUGGCUUAUUUCACUGAGCAUAAUUCCUUCUAACUCCAUCCACGUUGCUGCGAAUGACAUGUGUUUAUCUUUUUUGAUUGCUGAAUAAUAUUCCAUUGUGUACAUAUGCCACAUCUUCUUGAUCCAGUCAUCUAUUUUUGGGCAUUUGGGUGGUUUCCAGGUUUUGCCUAUUGUAAAUAGUGCUGCAGUAAACACAGGGGUGCAGUUAUUCUUUUGAAUCAAUGUUUCUGUGUCCUUUGGGUAGAUCCCUAGUAGUGGAAUUGCUGGGUCGUAUGGUAGCUCCAUUUUCAGUAGACUGAGGAAACUCCAGACAGCUAGGAAAGAACCAAUUGUUAUACCAGAACAAGUGUGAACCAGGACUGUUCUGACACACCAGCACAACCAAUGUUUUACUCAUCUUACCUCCUUAAAAGAGUAUGUUUUCCACAAAUGCUUCUUGAAAAACAGCAGGUCAAAUGAAAGGGUAUCAUCAAUAGGUCCACAGCCUGGAUCAGAUGGUAUCUAGGACUUUGGACCACAAAAGUACACACUUCUCAAUCUUCCCAAGAGCUCAGUUGAGAACAGAGAUUUGGAUUCAGCCUUGUUCAAUGAUUACAGUCAGAAAGGAACCUGGUAUUUUUCAGGAGACCUGGAAAUCUGCUAGCUCUGAGGGCAGCGAACAUCAAGCAGUUAAGAACUUUGUUUCUCGAGAUGUUAUUCACAUCGCUGUACUCUUAUUUGUAAAAUCUUUAUACACACAUAGUGGGAAAUAUGUACGAAAUAUAUUGCUCUAUGUUAAUUAUAUCAAUAAAGAAAGA